Molecule: messenger RNA, 1266 nt
Organism: Verticillium alfalfae VaMs.102
Lineage: Eukaryota; Fungi; Ascomycota; Sordariomycetes; Glomerellales; Plectosphaerellaceae
Product: candidapepsin-3
Exons: 3
Coding region: 1-1266 (421 amino acids)
Biological process (GO): proteolysis
Molecular function (GO): aspartic-type endopeptidase activity
Source: RefSeq, a predicted model, not a curated record
AUGCAGAAAGCCCUCACCCUCAUCCUGUGCCAGGUUAUGCUAGCCGGUGCACAGGACGGAGUCGUGUACUUGGAUAUCGAAAGGAAGGUAGUCGAUUACGAGCCUAACUUACAACGUCGACAUAAUCCAACAAUCGAAAGCAGGGUUACCAACGGCCACGUUGGCUACUUCACAAAGGUCAAGAUAGGGACGCCGGGCCAGGAACUGUCACUGCAUCUGGAUACUGGGAGCGCCGACCUUUGGGUGCCUUACACGUCAGCCAAAAUUUGUCGAGUAAAAGGAGCGAACAACUGCAAGCUCGGGGCCUUUGAUCCGCUCGAGUCGCUCACUUAUCGCCUUGCCGCACCGAAAAAGUUCAAGAUUGCGUAUCUUGACCAAAGCUCUGCGUCGGGUGACUACUUUGAGGACACUGUCGAGAUCGGUGGUACCAGGGUCUCAAGUCUGGCCAUGGGCCUUGCCAGACAGUCAACCGUGCCAUAUGGACUGGCCGGCAUUGGAUACCACCAUAAUGUCGCAUUGCAGACCUGGGGAAACAUUUACGACAACUUACCCGUACGCAUGCAGAGGCUAGGACUCAUCAACACGGUAGCCUAUAGCCUCUGGCUCAAUAACCUGGGCGGUAGUCUCUUGUUUGGCGGCAUCGACACGGAAAAGUACGUUGGGAACCUUAAAGUGGUGCCGGUGCUGAAGAACCACCUGGGAAAAUAUGACUACUUCGGAGUUGCCAUGGCUGGUAUCAGUGUAGGGCGUGGGAAUCAUGACCUGUCGCUGCCCUGUCACGAAUGCUCGAUCCGCGCAGUGCUCGACAGCGGCGCGACAUUGAGCUUCCUCCCCAAUGACCUAGCACACGCUAUGUGGGAAGAAGCUGGCGUCAAGUGGUUAAGUAGCUUCAAGGCACCUAUGCUGCCAUGCUCGCGCGCAAGAGGUCGGGAAAAAUUUGCUUUCCAUUUUGGAGAUGACCAAGGGCCGACGAUCGAAGUCGGAAUAGGCGAGCUUGUGAUUGAUUCAACAAAGUGGCCCAACGCCAGCGGCAAGCCUCUUAUCGGGGGUGAAGGGAGCCCGUGGAAGGGGCUACGUCUCUGCCAAUUCGGGAUACGCAAUCAAACACGGGCACCUUAUAUCCUGGGAGAUUCAUUCCUGAGAUCAGCGUAUCUAGUGCACGAUCUUGUCAACCACGAGGUUGGGAUGGCGGAGACCCUAUUCAAUGCAACAAGAUCGGGAAUCACGCCGUUCCCGUCUUAUGGGGCUCGCAUCCCAGUUACUUAA